This is a messenger RNA of Myotis lucifugus (little brown bat), 804 nucleotides long. Its product is annotated as phosphorylated adapter RNA export protein-like. The record is from RefSeq and is a predicted model, not a curated record. Gene Ontology annotation, biological process: snRNA export from nucleus. Gene Ontology annotation, cellular component: nucleus. Lineage: Eukaryota; Metazoa; Chordata; Mammalia; Chiroptera; Vespertilionidae.
AAAACACUAGUUGGGGACAGUGCAGUGAGGCCCUUCCAGGGCACUGCAGCAGCCUAUGCACCAGUGUCACAUUAUCGGACUGUUAAAGGUGUAGACUCAAGUGAAGAGAGCUUUUCUGAUUCAGAUGAUGAUACCUCUCUUUGGAAACGCAAGCGACAGAAGUGUUUCAACCCCCCUCCCAAACUAGAGCCUUUUGCAUUCGGCCAGGGCAGCCAGAAGCCGCCUUUUGCUGGAGGGAAGAAGGUUAACAACAUCUGGGGUGCUGUGCUGCAGGAGCAGAAUCAAGAUUCGGUGGCCAACGAACUUGGUAUCUUGGAAAUGGAAGGCACUAUUGACAAAAGCAGACAAUGCGAGGCCUACAAUUAUUUGCUUGCUAAGAAACUUAGGAGGGAGUCUCAAGAACAGACAACAGAAUUAGACAAAGAGCUAGAUGAAUAUAUGCAAGAUGGCAAGAAAACAGGCUCAAAGGAAGAGGAAAACGGGCAAGGUCAUCUCAAACGGAAACGACCUGUCAAAGACCGACUAGGGGACAGACUGGAAAUGAACUAUAAAGGCCGGUAUGAGAUCACAGAGGAGGAUUCUCAGGAGAGAGUGGCUGAUGAAAUUACUUUCAGGUUGCAGGAACCAAAGAAAGAUCUGAUAGCCCGAGUAGUGAGUAUUAUUGGGAACAAAAAGGCAAUUGAACUUCUGAUGGAAACUGCUGAAGUAGAACAGAAUGGUGGCCUUUUUAUAAUGGUAAGACUAAGAGCUUCAUUGUUUUCAUUUUUAAUUGUGCUUAAUAUGACUUUUUUACCAAAUAAAAUU